CCGGCCCUGCCCCAGCUCCCGCCCGGCGAAUGGACGCUGCCGCCUUCCCACGCUCCUACGGCCUCGCCGGGCCUGACAGGGGCGCGGCGGAGCCUCCCUCACGCCGCCCGGGCCGCCAUGACGCGACGCGGCGUGGCUGAAGCCCGCUCUACUCCGUGAGCUGCUCGUCGCUGGCAGGAGGCGCUGGGCCUUGAGAGCCGGAGCAGUGAACUGAGAAGUGGCGAGGAACACGCAGUGCGGGGGAGGGGGUGGGAGGCGGCAGAGCCGGUGGUGCUGUUUGUCUGUGAGGCAGCAGGGAGGCGUGGGGUGGGAACUGGCUGGUGGCUGUGGGCUCGCAGGCUGUGCUUCUCUCGGGCCGGGCUCUGCUGCGGCAGGAGAAGGUUGUGCUCUCUUCCUGCUCGGGCCUGCACUUCUCAGGGCCCGGGCUAGGCAACGUGCUGGUAGAGGUGUGCAGGUGUGUGGGGUUUGCAGGGCUUGGUGGUGUCCCCCACAAUGCCGCAGUUAAGAUCUGGGAAGGUGGUCGGGGCUGAGACACUGCUUGCUCUCCGGGCUGCGGAGGUGGGGUGUGAGCUAGGGAAGCAGGUGAUAGUCGAGCUGAGUCCUCAGCUGGUGCCAGAGAGGGAAUCCGAGCAGCCCUCACCUUCACGUUCCCAACCUGCUGCACUCUCUGUAGAUUCCUCUGAGCAGUUGACUUUUCUUCUGUCUGUGCAGAAGGAGCAAGCUAAGAGUAGGCAGAGGCCAGGUGGUAAGAAAAGCAAGGGGAUACAGAGUAGGGUGUCUUCUGAAAGGAAGAAUGAUUAUGCUCUGCAGGUAUCAGACAGUGCUGUGUGUGAAGGUGGGCAAGCAGCCAUAGUGGCGGGAGCAUGUUUGGAAAAGACUGUAGGCAGAGAGACAGGACAAGGUCAGCAGUCGUUUUGCUUAGGAACUGACUUGCGGAAGACAUUGUCAGGCAGCCCAGAAAGACCAAACCUCUCUGGUUUCCAGGAGAAUACGCGACCCUCAGGAAAAAAACGCAAGCAUUCCUAUAUGGAAUUGAAAUUGCAAAUCCCAGCCUUGGAGGAGGAUCUUGAGAGGACAGAGGGGCAUAGUGUUAUUUCCUGUUUGUCAGAACCUGAGGUGCUGCAGCCUAGAAAGGGUGCGUGUAGCACUGAAAUGAAAGGCACUGCCUCUUUAAUGAUACUGAAUCUGCAAAUCCCAGGUCUUAAGAGUUUGGGGACUGAGGAGUCUUUCUUGUCUGAACCAAAACCUCAGGAAGUGGUAGGUAACCCAGAGAGUGUGGAUGGGUGUUCCUUAGAAAGGCUGAAAAAGCCAAAGAAGGGAGGAAAGAGAGACUUGACAAAGAAAGGCAGGCAGUCUUUGGUGAAAUCAGAACUACAAGGGCCAGGACCUGCCCUGUUAGAGCUGUACACACAGUGUGUGGAGUCCAAGGAAAACUCUGCAAGUCUGACAGAGGAAGACUCAUUGCCAUUGCUAUGUGUGCAGGGCUUAAGUGGCCAAGAACAAUCAGAGAUUGGAGGAGAGCAGCGCAAGUGUUGCAUCCUAGAACAUCAGCUGAGCUCAGACCUUCAGAAAGGAGCAGAUAGCAAGCAGGAAUGUGCAAAGAAAAAACAGAAAAAAAAUAAACAAAGCUCAGGUAUACAAGCUGUGAAGAAGUGUAAGGCAAAUCUAAUGAGAUCAGAAAAUCCCUGCGAAAAGGAAUCUCACUUCUUGGAAUCUCCUGCAGUUGAUGCAUUAAGUGGGACACAAAGCAAUAUUUUUCUGUGUCAUCCUGAAGCUAAAAAGUCUGGUGUACAGUUUAAAAAAAGGAAACCCAGAACUGAUUCUAUCACAUGCUUGCAGAAUCUUAGCCUAACUGCAGCUGAAAAAGUGAUGAAUGCAGAACAUGAUGAUACAGAGAAUAGUGGAAACAGCCUAAACAGCUGUAACAACUUGCUUGAUGUAACAAGAAAGAAUCCAUUUGUAAGACUGGAGGCCUGUAGUUGCAUCAAUACAUUGGUAAAAUCUUCAGUGAAUGGAGGUAUCAGCACCUUUAAUGUAAGAGGAUGCUUCCAUAAAGCCCAGGAUGAGAGGAAUUCCAGUAGUCCUGGUGAUAAAGAACAGAGUGAUAUAAAUUGCAGCACUAAUAGAAUGCAAAAUGAGAGAUCACUCAUAAAAGAUAGGUUAGUGUUUAAUAAAGAAGUAAAAGCUCAGCAUAAAGGGCAUUUUUUGUGCAACCAGAGUAAAAACAGUAAGUUCUCAAGUGAAAAAAAAUGUAAUGCUGUUAGAAAGAGUAGAAAAAAGAUGAAAAUCACUGAGAUGUCAGCCAUGCAGACUGUUUUCCCAAAUGUCAGUAAUGAAUGCAGUAAGUGUGAGUUACCAGCAGAAGCUGCAGUUGCCUCUUCAGACUCCUCUGCAACCUUAGGACUAAAUAAUAAAGAAACAGCUCUGUCAGAUUGUGCAUCUCAUCUAAGUACAGAAAGCAGUACUUGUGAAGCACAAAAGAGUAGAAAGAAUAGGAGAAAGAAGAGUACUAAAUUACUUGCAUUUGAAGAUGGCUGUGAGAAGACAUCUGAUCUGUCUACAGUAGCAGAAAGAGAAGGUUCAAACACUGUGGCAUCACAGUGCUAUUCUCCUACUUCGGGUAGCCCGAGAGCACUAACUCAUGCUCGUAAUCUUUCUAAUCAUCACAGCAGCAUGAUGGAUGAAAAAUUAAAUAAAGUUAAGAAGAAUUUGCAGCAGUUUACCUGUCAAAGAGCAAUACCUAUGACUGGCAUACAUGUUUGGCCUAUUGAAUCUUGUGCCAGGACUUCUGGAUGGGUCCCUGAAAGUCGUUGGUCUGUCUCAGAAGGAAAACUAAUUUUAAGUCCAGUCUUUGCAGAGUCCUCUGAUGAAAGCAGUGUCAAAACUAUAGGAAACAGUUCUGUGGCAGGGAAUUCGAGACAGUUGGUUUUGCAUACAUCAGUGGCAGAAGUUAACAAAGAACCUGCACAUAAAAUAAUGGAUCUAAGUGCUGACUGUCUAACUUCAGUUGAAAUCUCAGAAUCCUCUUCUGUGGGUAUUUAUGAGACUUGUAGAAUGAGCAAUGAAAAUGUGGAAUCACCAGUUAAUAUGGUUAAAAGUGCUGUGUCUUUUAACCCUGAUGAUAUGCAAGAAAAUAAAGCAACCUCAAAUUUUACAAGUGCAAAAGAUAAAGGAACUGAAACAAAGAGAAACCCGUCUGUGGCAGACCAGAAUAGUGCGUCUAAAGGAAAACAAAGCAGAGUCAACUUAGACCAUAAAGCAGCAGUUGUGAACCAGAUGCUUUCUGAAUUAGAACAACCAACAGUACUGAACACCAAAAACCUGACAAAUUUCAAAAUACCUUUACGCAGAAACAAACCUGAACCUGGGACAUUGGAACCUGUCAGUUCAUUUGAGAGUAAAACCUGUAGUCUACCAGAGCUUGAUAGCACUAGUGUUUCAGGAAGUCAGAAAAGAGAUGAGAAGACUACCUUUGUGAAGGUGAAGCAGCAGCCUCUUCCUGUAGUAAGUGAUGCUGUAUCUUCAGCUUCCAGGAAGAAAGAAGCUGAUGAGGUCAACAGUAAGGACUUUCGGCACAGUGGCUCUGAAAAGCUUUCAGAUGAGAUGUCCACACUCCCCGAUCCUGUCUUUUUAUACCCAUGUCCUCUUGAGAGACAGAUAAAAUCAUCUUCACCUGACUUCUGUGGUACUGAUUUUGUAUGGAAAUCAGAGGUUUCCUGUCAUUCAGGGGACGCAGUUGACCACAGUGUUGCAUUAGAAAUACAUGAUGAUAGCAAAUCAAAAGUCAAUCUUCCACAACACAAAAGUGAAAGGUUUCCAGAUGUUCUUGAAGCAUACAACAAAGAUGUUCUUGUCAUUGAUGUGAUCCAGGAUGACCCUGAUCUUUUUGGAACCAGUGGUGAAGAAGAGUUUACAGUCACAGACAGUGAAAAUUGUCCUGCAAAGGCAUGCUGUUCUAGCAUCUUCAUUAAAGAGGAAAAGCAAUAUCCCGAGUGUGCUGAUACUUCAGAAAACAGUCAUUCAGUAAAUGGUAAUUUUAGAGACAUUAAUAUACAAGAAUCUGGAAAGUUGAAUGAUGCUGAAAAUUCAUGGGAUUUGAUGCUAAAAGCUUCAGAUAUUAAAACCCACAAUUCCUCCAGUGGAAACAGUCCUAUGCGAAGUUUUACUGAGGACUCUUUUGAAGAUGGACAACUAACAGAACUGGAUGAACUUCUAAAGAGUUUUGAACUAGAUGAAAAGUUCAAGUUUGCACAUGGAGUGGCUGCUGUGGAACCAAGAGAAAAAAGCGAAGCUGGAAAAAGUGACUGUAAAUACAGAGAUCUUGUGAGCUGUGAACUGCUCUCAGAAAUGCCAUUGCAUGCCCCGAACGUGAGCGACUUCAGUGAAAGUAUGGUGCAGAAACCCUGGAAGAAUGAUGAUAGAUUCUCAGGAAGAAGUCUUUCACUGCCCCUGCAAACUUACGGAGAUUCUGAGACAGGGAAGACAGACAAAAAUAUAAAAGCUUCCCAUUCAGUCCAGCAGCUCCUGGAGAUGAUUAACCUGCCCCGUAGAUACUGCAGAUUUUAUUUUGUGACUUUGCGUGGCUGUGAAAGAUCAAAAUGUUGGUUUUGGCAUGUUCCUAAACCAGGGCAUGAAAAGAUUUGCAUGGCAAUACUUAAGACAUACAUUAGUAUCAAUGAAUCAGGCCUUCUGAAACGUGCAGUCCAAAUAUUUGUCAGGUAUUACAGAGAAGUUGCCCGUGGUGAGAAUUUUGAUUUUCAAGUGCUGAAUGAUCUUCUCAUUUGUUUGCUCAACAAAAGUUUGUUGCAAGAAUUAUUCCAGAUGUUGAAUGUAACUGCACAGAUUAAUACACUACCAGCUUUAGAAGUUCUUCUGAGAGUUUUUGAAUGUGUGGCUUCUUUGAAUGUAAGAGAUGCUGUUCCUACACUGAUCAGUGCCUUUUGUAAGCUUGUUGAUGCUGGUAUGUUUCUUGAGUAUGAACAUUUUAACUACAUAAUUAAACUCCUUCACCAAUUGGAAGUUCCAAGCCAGGAAAUAGAUAUUGUUCUGAACAUAAAAUCCAGAUUUCAGGAGAUGCAUUUUAAAAGCGACUGGCUUUUUGACUUUAAUUUGGUAAUGGCAGAAAUUCAGCAUUGCAAGGAAAAGAAUGAUUGGGCCAAGUUGGCAGCUUUGUAUGUUAAUGCAAGAGCUACAUGUGAAAAUUCUGAUGAUCUUCAGAAAUUGUCUUUAUGUAUUACUGAAAUACUAACAAAAGAUUCUGAGAAAGACAGACCAGGAGUUCCUUUUUGUGAUUUUGCUGAUGCAGUAAUAAAAAAUUCCCAGUGUAAUGAAGCAGACAGAAUUUUCAUUGGAAGGGCUGGGAUAAAUGUAAUGAAUUCUUAUCGCAGAGUACUGCAGUGGAUAAAGGGAAGGAAGGUUCUGGAUAAAUUGCAAGAACUACGGAUACAUUUUACAGUUCUGAAAGGAGUUACUGGGGCAGAGAGAUCAGCAUCAAGAUGUCAAAUUGUUAAUAAUGCGGCAGAAAUUUUUCUUGAAACAGAAAGUUUAGAUGGAGCAACGUGGGUGUUGAGAGAGUCAGAGUGGAUCACCAAUGCACCACUGUGGCCCUGCACUGAAAAUGACAUCGUGGAGCGACAUAACCUGUUAUUUUCACUAAUGCACAAAUACAUGAGGCAGAAUUUCUACAGGCAGGCGUUUGAAGUUCUGCAGAACUUGCCGGGUUUCCAAAUUGGUUGCGAUACUGUAGACGUUUCUCAGUACAGCCACGUUUUUAACAAGCUGUUAAGUGCCUGUUAUGAGAGCAAGAACCUUGGGGUCUUGUCUUCUGCAGUAGACUUCAUGCUUUCAAAAAAUAUUGCUGUUGAUUUUUUCUUACUUAGAGGAUUAAUCACAGGCUUGGGAAGAAGUUGUUUGUGGAGUAAAGCUCGAACCUACUACAAAACUGCUUUAUCAUUGGGUUGCUACCCACCACUGCAGGGAAAUCUACGUCACAAAAUAUUGCCCAUUCCUUUUUAUGUGUCUGAGGUUGAGAUGCUGUUGGCCAUUGAAUUAUUCCUCGUUUCAAAUGCCAGUGCUAUUCAAAGUCCAGGAGCUACUACUCAGACUUUUCAAAUAAUACUGAAAAGAUGUGAAGACCAGGCAGUUAAGAAUAGCAGUGACUAUCAAGCAGGAAGGGAGAAACUCAUCCAGGCUGCUCGUACAUCUGAUCCAAAGCUUUUUCUUCGGCAUAUGACCGUGAACGUUAAUAUGGAAGAAGUGUACAGCUUGGAGCUCACAUCUGCUCUAAAAUGGCUUAAGGAGAAUAUGAAAUGGGCAGGGAAGGUCUGGCUGUUUCAGUAGUCAUUAAUUGCUAGAGUCUUUUGAGGGUUAGUGCUUAAAGCAAUCAUUGUUACAAAUAAUAAAAAGUACUAAAGGCAGUUACCACUGUGUUCAGACUGUGCCUUACCAACUUAGAGCAAGGCUUCAAAACUCAGUUGUACUUUUAAAUACUUAUAUUGAUGAUAAUGCAGACGGUAAGAAAGAGAGUAAUUUUUUUUCCCAGCUGUCUGGAUUGUGAUACCAGUUUACAUAGAUGUUUUUGAUGGCAUCACUGGUGAUAAAAAAGCUGCAUCUUUAGAACCUUCACUCUCCUUUUUUAUGGAGAUUCUCAGACUUUGGUUGAGUGUUUCUACUUCUAUUAAGUGAAGGGUUUUCCACAUUGCUUCAUAGUUUGUAGAAACAAUAUGUUUUCUUUUCUUUUGUUUAUAUGGUUUUGUGAGGAUGUUGUCCCAUCCAUGUGCCCCGUAGACCUUCAAUGUCUUAUUCCAAAAGCCCAUUAAAAAGUAGUGAAAAUGAAAUGACCUGAAAAUCAUUUACCACAUUAGACAUGCCUGACUUAGGAUACCUUUCUUUUGCAGAAUGGUGAGUCUACCUGAGUUGCUUUUAGCUGAAGGUUUAGUUGUGUCUUGAUAAUAGCAUCUGUUUGGCUUCCCGUUUGUAUAGCUGUGCCCUUUCACUGAAAAAGAAAACUCACUUCUCCCUUGAUGGUGCUCUUAGAGGCAAGUGUUUUUUUGCCUUCACCUCUGACAACUAAUUUUACCAUUUUUUAGUUUCUGCCAACUGUAUGAUGAGAUGGAGGCUUCUAGCAAGCUGGUUCUGGCAUUCCUGUUACUCCAGGAGCUCAUUUUUCCACCUGUAAUUCCUGAAUCAUAUCUAGGACAUGAAUUGUUUCAGUCAGAGUUCACUUACUAAUGCAGCCUCAUAAAAAGGACUAAAUGGCAAAUUGAUGGCACUUUUGUUAAAGCUGAAAUUUGUCCAAGCUUUCCACUUUUGUAGUGUCCAGAAUCAAAUUUCACAAACACGACAGUACAGCUUUUGGUCUGCUUUCCAUCCCCAUUGGAGAUCUUUUGUGCUGAGAAUUUCUGCUCGUUUUCAUAUGGAAGCUUACAGGUUUUGAAGCCUGUUCUGUCCUAAGUGACAGUCAGUAUGAUGGCAUUAAGCCCACAGUGCUUUAGAAGUCUUCCCCUCCUUUGAGGCAGCAUGAGUCUCUUCUCAGUUCUAGCAGCAUUAAUGUAGGUGUCCUUUGUCUGAAUUGGGAAAGUCAUCAUGAUCUUUGUGCAGGAUGGUUGUUGAGGAUUUUGGAGUGGGGUUGAUGUAUUUUUGUUUGGAGGAGAGAGCUUGGCAGCAUAUUCUUCUUUUGCAGAGAUCUCGCUUGCCUUCCUUCUUAAAACAAAAAGUUAGAUUCAGUGCUAACAAUCAGAUGACAUUUCUUGAAAGCCUCAUACCUCUAAAUUUCUGUUGAGGAACAAUUGACACUUAAUUCAACUUGUCUUUGAGUUCUGCCAUUUGGUGAUUUCAACAAACUAAACAAGCAGUGUAGUCAGCAGUGAGAAACGAAGUCAUUUCUGCUAAUUUCUGUUUAGUGAAAUCCUUUGUAGCUUAAUCCUGCUUGGAAUUAGACAGAAACUAUCUGAACCUCAGCUAAAUCCCCCAUUUCUGUAAGUAGUGCCAGAUGUGACUAAUACUAUGUUUGAGAGAUGCAGAAGGACAAAAUACUCCUAGUAAUCUUUACAGAUUCAAAGCUUGUGAUGUUUUAGAGACAGCAUUAUUUUUCCAUUAUAAGUAACCCUGAAUUUUUGCUUAGAUCAUCCCCAGGAAAAAAAAAAAAAAAAGGAAAAUAAAGUUGUUCUGUAUUUCGGAGGUUAGUCAUUGACAUUGUAGCUUAGCUUGGAACUGUGGAAAGUUUAUGCAGUGUUUUGUCUCCAUCUUCUGAGUAUCAUCUUCAGCUGAUGUGAUGCAAUCUCAGUCAUGUCUUAUAUUAACAGGCAAAGUGAGCUCCCUUCAUCAUUGCUCAGAAGUUAAGAAGAUGUAACUGAUGCAUCAGAAUCCAGCUUUCUGUCAGGACUGGCUUUUUCUCUGUCACCAAGAUAAACAAGUAGGCAAUGUAAAGAGGUUUAUUAUAAGGCUUAUACUUCACACUUUUUGAUUCCACUCGGAAUACUGGACAUAUCUGGUCUUUUUGAUGUGUAUAAGAACUUCAGAAAGGUUUAUUGAUCAACAUUCUCAGUAGCAUUUUGGCAGCAGAAACUCCAUUGCUAAGUUAAUGGGUGAGCAAAACUCCAGUGCGGAAUGGAAACAGGCCUGAAAGGAUGAGGAAAUGUUCCAAAGGAUAAAGUUAUUUACAACAAAAAUGAUACAGUUUUGCCAAGUCAGCUACAAUAGACAGUACCCAUGUCUUUUCUUUUCCCCAGGUAUAAGUUACUUUCUUAGUAGAUGAAAGAACCUCUGUGUUAGAAAUAAAACAACUGCUUUAUUAGAUUUUUUCCCCCAUGUAGGAGACAAGAUGUACGCCUGUUUGAAGAUGGAGAGAGAAAAAUUGGGGAAAAAAAUCCUAUGCUGCACUUAGUAUCUACAUCUAGAAAAGCUGUGCUUCUGCACUGCUUUUUUAGUGAAAACACAAGAAAUGUCUUUCUCUGUGGAAAUCUUUCUUCAGUUUUCACUGAUUACAGUGUAUAUUUUUGGAACUAUUACUUUUGCAGGUAUGGACAGUUUCUUAUGACUAAAACAGAAUAAUGUCGUUUGGAAGACUUGGAACAGUUUUGUUUCAAAGCAUUGAUAGUUUUGAGGAUAUUUCAAAACCCACAUCUUUGAUGGAAGAAGCGAGAAGUUGGAAAUAGAACUUGUUGGUUUAUACGAUGUUUCAUAUUGUAGAAGAAGAGGGGAGGGAGGGUCAUUUUGGAGUUGUUAAGAAGUUAAUAAAUGUUUUAAUCUUUGUG
Lagopus muta (rock ptarmigan) is the source of this 9254-nucleotide messenger RNA. RefSeq names its product testis and ovary specific TOPAZ 1 (gene TOPAZ1). Gene Ontology annotation, molecular function: protein binding. The transcript is spliced from 20 exons. The record is from RefSeq and is a predicted model, not a curated record. Lineage: Eukaryota; Metazoa; Chordata; Aves; Galliformes; Phasianidae. Gene Ontology annotation, biological process: spermatid development; spermatocyte division. The coding region runs from base 493 to 6339 and encodes 1948 amino acids.